AUGACACAACAAGCGCCUGACGUGAUCCAGCCCUUUCACGAGUCGCUCAUGCUCAUGAAGGCUCCGGACAGUGGAAGUGAGCGUGUGAGAGAGAACCACGGGAGAUUUACCCUGUGCGAUGCGCAGAUCUCCCUUGCUCAGCUACUACACUCACAGCAACGCAAGCCGGGCCGUGCGGAGAAAGUAACCGGAGCCGUGACGAGUGACGACAAGGGACCCACGCCUGACAAUGUGGUCGCCGGUUGCCGACCAAGCCUGCUGCAGGACCGGAGGCUAGGCUGGCAGAUUAAACAUUUCUGCACAGGCCCUGGGAGGCUAGCUGAGGGCAAUGUCGGUCCCUUUCCUCCAGCCUCAUGCCAACAUACAACGCCUUUCAUGAUGAGCCUUGAACGCGGUCAGAAGCACCUACUUCUUCUUAUAUCUUCCAGCAAAGACAGGAGGAAGUGUAAGUGUGCGCGUGUGUGUGUGGAACAAGAGGCAGCGCAGGAAGGAGGUGGCCAGGAUGGCGCUGAGUCCUUUGAUACCCAAAAGGGGAAUGGCCGGAGGCUUCCUGUUCACUGCACCUCCACCCACCCUCGUUGCAUCGCGGUUUUCUUCACUCUCGACCCUUAUUUAGAGAGCUGUGUUCUGGUCUAUUGGGGCCAGUCUCUGGUAUACGUACAUCGACAGGGUAAUUCUCACUCCAAGAUCCCUUGA
Messenger RNA from Aspergillus niger, 696 nucleotides. RefSeq lists its product as uncharacterized. The coding region runs from base 1 to 696 and encodes 231 amino acids. The transcript is spliced from 6 exons. Lineage: Eukaryota; Fungi; Ascomycota; Eurotiomycetes; Eurotiales; Aspergillaceae. The record is from RefSeq and is a predicted model, not a curated record.